CUGAUCUGCUGCUCUAUGAAUAUUAAUCUCUAUAAAUACUUGAAAUCAAAAGAAGAAAGUUCAAUAAAAGGAAAUAAAAAUACCAAAAAUCAAAGCUAUAAAAAUACAGACCACAAGCCACAAUCUAGCAACAAAACAAAACCAACAAAAGUUAUGACGUUAUCUAUCUUCUUGAUUUCUCUUCUCUCUCUUUCGCCGGUUGUAUUCUCCGAUGACGCAUCUUUCCAAAAACUUCCGGUGCCGGGAAAUAGGUCAGGCACUGAAGCUUUCGCCAUUGAUUCCACCGGAAAAGGUUUCUAUACCGGAGUAUCCGGUGGUAAAAUCCUCAGCUAUACUCCAGGGAAAGGUUAUAUCGAGUUUGCCUAUAUGACGAAAUCCUCGAAGUCGCAAUGGUGCGAUGGAGCCCUUGGAACUGCUAAUGCCGGAAAAUGCGGCCGGCCUGCGGGAUUAGCAUUCAACGACAUUACAAGAGAGCUCUACGUGGCCGAUGCUGUAUUGGGUCUUCACGUCGUCCAUGCUGUCUUCGGCAGUAUGGCCAAGAAGAUAGCCGACAGUGUUGACGGCAAACCGUUCGUGUUUCUCGAUGGUCUCGACGUUGAUAACACUACCGGCGUCGUCUAUUUCACUUCCUUCAGCUCAAAAUUUAGCGCUGGCGAUGUGUUGAAAGCAGUGGCAUCAAAAGACGCUACUGGAAAACUCUUCAAAUACGAUCCAGCAAAAAAGGUUGUGACUGUAUUGCUAGAAGGUCUAAGCGGCUCAGCUGGUUGUGCCGUCAGCUCAGAUGGUUCGUUCGUGCUGGUUGGUCAGUUCACCAAGAGUAACAUCAAGAGGUAUUGGAUCAAGGGACCUAAAGCUGGUUCUUCUGAAGACUUCACCAAUGCUGUCUCGAACCCUGACAAUAUCAAGAGAAUCGGUUCUACUGGAAAUUUUUGGGUUGCUUCCGUUGUGAGCACAGCCACAGGAAUAACAAAUCCGUCGGCAGUUAAAGUUAAUUCUGAUGGCAAAGUGCUUCAGACAAUUUCGCUUAAGGAUGAGUUUGGGGAUACUCUGGUCAGUGAGGUUAAUGAGUCCCAAGGAAAGCUUUAUAUUGGAACUUUAUUUGGUCCUUUUUCCGGAAUCCUUAAGCUUUAAAGUGAUUAUAUGUAUAAUAUUAAGAGAAUAAGGCAUUAAGAAGUUUAGUGAUUGUUUCAGAAUAAUAAACCUUUUUAGACAUGUAAAAUUAUUGUUUCUAAAUAAACCGGAUAUGUAAUGUUGAUCUUGUUCAAAUAGUCAAAUAUAUAUGAUUUUUGUUUAAA
Molecule: messenger RNA, 1295 nt
Organism: Brassica napus (rape)
Lineage: Eukaryota; Viridiplantae; Streptophyta; Magnoliopsida; Brassicales; Brassicaceae
Product: protein STRICTOSIDINE SYNTHASE-LIKE 11
Exons: 3
Coding region: 16-1131 (371 amino acids)
Biological process (GO): biosynthetic process
Molecular function (GO): strictosidine synthase activity
Source: RefSeq, a predicted model, not a curated record